Molecule: messenger RNA, 2385 nt
Organism: Trichophyton benhamiae CBS 112371
Lineage: Eukaryota; Fungi; Ascomycota; Eurotiomycetes; Onygenales; Arthrodermataceae
Exons: 6
Coding region: 1-2385 (794 amino acids)
Biological process (GO): regulation of DNA-templated transcription; DNA-templated transcription
Cellular component (GO): nucleus
Molecular function (GO): DNA-binding transcription factor activity, RNA polymerase II-specific; transcription cis-regulatory region binding; zinc ion binding
Source: RefSeq, a predicted model, not a curated record
AUGAUUGAUGCUGAACGGUUAAAGGCUGCCGGGCUCCCUGCCUUGCUCUCGAGCGCGCCGCCACCAGACAACAGCUCUGCCGUGACGCCAGAAGAAGUCGUCCAGUCUUCAAUAGACACACGCUCUCCAAAACGAAUAAAGUCGGAUACCAGCUUUAGCUCCCCAGACCUGCCCGAUAAACCAAUACAGCCCGCCAUCACCUCCGAGAACCCACUGCCUACGAAGCUGGCUUCUAUAGUACAAUUAACGCACCCUCUUUCAGAUAGCCUUGCACCAUUCGCCUUGUUGAAGAAGUCAUCUACCCCUGGAAACUUCUCGAUUGCAAAUAUCUUGAAUGCCGAAAACGAAAGCCCGGCCGAGGAGCCAUCUCGUUGGAAAGAUUGUUUGGCAAACGAUGCCCCCAUCGACCAGAAUGAUCCAGUACUCCAAAAUUUGAUCAAUCUCCCUAUAGCUCAAGGCCUUUUCGAUAGUUUUUUCAAAUACAUGAACCCCUUCAUAUGCCAAUUCGAUCCUGUCCUCCAUACUGUACGAUAUGUUCGAAAUCGAUCGCCGUUCCUAUUCACCGCCCUCCUUAGCGUUGCUGCAAAGGUUUUCUGUCCGGCUAUAUAUACCAAACUACACGAACAUAGCGAGAAGCUCCUUCACAAUAUCAUGGGCUCAGGCGAGAAGUCUCUAGAGAUAAUCCAGGGCGUCUGUCUUUUGACACAUUGGAAGGAAUCCAACGACACGCGUGCGUGGAUGUUUAUCGGAUAUGCCAUUAGGGGAGGCUUAGAAUUAGGCUUGAAUAAACUUAAGCCAUCUAUUCUAGAUAAACCAAUGCAGCUUGCUUCUGGGUUUGAGGAGGAAAUGGAGUUACGGGAACAACGCAGCAAGGAACGCACCUGGCUCGUGCUGUUCAUUUAUGAUAGGAGUCUAAGUCUCCAGCUGGGCAUGCCAUCAAUGAUUACAAUGGACCCUCUGAUCCGAAACGUACAGAAUUGGCACCAGCAUGCAUAUGCCACCCCUGGAAUCGAUGAGAUGGUCACGGCCCUGACGCAGUUACGCAUAAUCGGCUUCGAGCUACUAGAUCUUUUCUGGCUUGAUCCACUCCAUACAUCACCAGAGUUCAUGAAAAAGGAUGAAUUCAUACUUCGGUUAUGCAAUAAUGAACUGGACAGAUGGGAGGCUCGAUGGCAUUUGAUCGUAGAUGAAGGUGAGAUUCAUUUCAAGUUUGCCUCCUGUCUGCUUGGGAUCAAAGCUAACCGAUUCCUUGUUCGAUUUUAUGGCUACCAUUUGAGAUUACUUCUCCACUCCUUUCAAUUACAGCUAUCCAUCGCUAACGGGUCUGCGUCUAAACCUGCGCUGUGGAUCCUCCUAUCAUUCCCCGGGGAACUCCCAGGCGAAGCGGAGAGUAAAGUACUCGACUACAUACUAGAGGCAAGUGAGUAUUUUGGCCGACAAUCGCCGACAGACAACACUAGCUGUCAUUACCAGAGCCAGUUCCUCGCGAAUGUGGUUGCACAAUACCGAGCCUCCAGGGCCUCCCCUGCAUCAUCUGUGAAACGACCGGCUUCGAAAGAGCUCUGUGAUCUGAUGCAGGAGACUACAAGCGGCGCAGACGCCAAAACGCAAGUAAAUCUCUCACCGAUAGCUGUACCACCACUUCACCAGACGUCUCUUCCGUCGCCCUUUCAAACAUCUCAGCAACAGCAGCAACAGCAGCAGGAAGACGGACUCAGCCAGCCACAGCAACCACAACAACAACAACAACAACAACAACAACAACAACAACAACAACAACAACAACAACAACAACAACAACAACAACAACAACAUCUCACGCCUCUUAACCACCAUCUCCAGGUGACAUCGCACCUUCAAAACGACCUAUUCUCGUCCUCAAACACUCCACCGCCGAUACCCAUGCAUAUGCCGCUAAACGACCCACUGCACAACCCGCACCACGACCAGCAGACCCUCCCUUUGAUCCACCCUGAUCAUAACCAGCAACUACUAGCAUGUGCACGACCUCUGCUCCCGCCAUCGAACAUCGAGUGCACUAUCAGCGGGUCCAUAAAUAGCGGCAUGAUGAGCUCGGGCAGGAUAUUUGCUUCCCCAAGUCUUCACCCAUCGUCGACCCACCAAGCCAACAGCAAUAACACGGGCACUAUGAUGGGGAGCGGUGGGACAGCAUCUGCGUCAGGGAUACCAGUGACGUCAAGUCCUGGCGCUGCUGGAAACGCCCCGAACAGCAGCGACAGUAACGACGGCUACGACAACUACACUCCUACCAACGCUCAGAAUGUCACACCAUUCAGCAAUACCGGAACGUGGGAGAACCUAUUUGCUCAUGCCGGGUUUAAUAUCAACGGUGGAGCAUUCCUGCCGAACCCUGGAAGCUCCUGA